This is a messenger RNA of Leptinotarsa decemlineata (Colorado potato beetle), 864 nucleotides long. Its product is annotated as peptidyl-prolyl cis-trans isomerase NIMA-interacting 1. The record is from RefSeq and is a predicted model, not a curated record. NCBI's taxonomy places the organism in Eukaryota, Metazoa, Arthropoda, Insecta, Coleoptera, Chrysomelidae. Gene Ontology annotation, cellular component: cytosol; nucleus. Gene Ontology annotation, molecular function: protein binding; peptidyl-prolyl cis-trans isomerase activity.
CUUAUAAAAAUUAAAGAAGAAGAAAGCUGUUUUGUUUUGUUUAUUCUACUGAAACAUGGCGGACGAGCAGUUACCUGCAGGUUGGGAAAAACGUCUUAGCCGAUCAACCGGCCAACAUUAUUAUUUGAAUAUAUAUACCAAGGAGUCUCAAUGGGAUGCCCCUGACAAACCGGCAGAACCUGUUUCUUCAAGUGGGCCUGAACAAGUGCAGUGCUCUCACUUGCUGGUAAAACAUAAGGAUUCCAGACGACCCUCUUCUUGGAGAGAAGAAAACAUAACACGUUCCAAAGAGGAUGCACUAGACUUGGUAAAAUCUUACCGGGAACAAAUUGCUCAAGGAAAAACAUCAUUUGCUGAACUUGCUUCCAAAUAUUCUGAUUGUUCAUCAGCAAAGAGAGGUGGGGAUCUAGGACCUUUCGGUAAAGGCGCUAUGCAGAAACCUUUUGAAGAAGCUGCUUUUGCUCUGAAGGUUGGAGAGUUAUCUGAACCUGUAUUCACAGAUUCUGGAGUCCACAUAAUUUUACGCACAGUUUAACUCAAGUUGAUAAAUCUAUGUACUUCCUAAAUUACAAGAGCAAAUUUUGAUCUACAUUGCUAUACAUUUCUCUCAAGUUAUUGUUCAAGUGAGAAUUUGUCAAGAAGUUGAGAUGCAUUUAUUUAUUAUGAUUAUGAUAAGAUUGGUAAUUGUUAUUUUUUUUAUAGUAGAAAUGACAAAUUUGGCUUAUGAUAUUUAGUACAUUUUAAAUAAUGUAACUUGAUUAAGACUCCUAUUGAUUACCAUUUUAUAAGAAUCAUAGCACUAUUGUAGAUGGGUAAUUGUUUUUGUCCUAUAAUAAUCUCAGAUUAAAACGAUGUUCAAACAUU